UCGGAAACUUAGCAAAGCUGUCAAUGUAACAGCUAUUUUUUCAAAUAAAUUGGAUAGUAUUGAUGAACUUGUUGUGUUUCCUAUACCUUAUUUUUAAGAUCAGUUAAUUAUUAGCAUUUACAAUAUAAAAAGAUAAGCUUUAUUGUAAAAUAUUUUUUUGCUGAGUUGGCUUGCGGGCCGCGCCGUCAGUCUGCCGUAACGUGGCGGCGCUACGCUCGUGUGUGUGCCGCAGGAGUGGCUUUGAUCUGUCAUUGUUCAUGUAGUUUUCUGUGAUAAGAAUUUUUACUGUGAAAUUAUAGUUAAGAGAAUUAAUUUACAAACUCAUAAUGUCUGCUUCUGGCGAAUUUGGUAACCCAUUACGUAAAUUCAAGCUCGUUUUCCUUGGAGAACAGAGCGUUGGAAAGACUUCACUCAUCACUAGAUUCAUGUAUGAUAGUUUUGACAACACUUAUCAGGCAACAAUCGGCAUUGACUUCCUGUCGAAGACCAUGUACCUGGAAGACCGCACGGUGCGCCUGCAGCUGUGGGACACGGCCGGUCAGGAGAGGUUCCGCUCUCUGAUCCCCUCCUACAUACGAGACUCUACUGUCGCUGUUGUAGUCUACGACAUUACCAAUGCAAACUCGUUCCACCAGACGUCGAAGUGGAUCGACGACGUGCGCACGGAGCGCGGCUCGGACGUGAUCAUCAUGCUGGUGGGCAACAAGACUGACCUCUCGGACAAGCGGCAGGUGUCCACCGAGGACGGCGACCGGAAGGCGAAGGAGCUCAACGUGAUGUUCAUAGAGACCAGCGCCAAGGCUGGAUACAACGUUAAACAGUUGUUCCGGCGAGUGGCCGCUGCGCUGCCCGGUAUGGAUUCUGCUGAGAGCAAGCCACCCGAAGACAUGCACGAGGUGAUUCUGCGACAAGCGCCAGGAGACAACAAGGAACCAGACUCGAGCUGCGCCUGCUAAUAUACCAUUCCCCCACCACACAUCCAGCCCCCACUCCCGCCUUUAUCACCUCACAUUUUACACGCCGUCGAUUUUUGCAAGCUUUUGGUUGAAGCAUCGUUGAAGAUUCCGCCUCUUCUGUUCUUUUCUGCAUGAGCAUAUCAAGUCUACCUCCAACGUGAAACUCAGUGGAUUGCCUCUCCA
Diatraea saccharalis (sugarcane borer) is the source of this 1139-nucleotide messenger RNA. Lineage: Eukaryota; Metazoa; Arthropoda; Insecta; Lepidoptera; Crambidae. The record is from the annotation of a GenBank genome assembly.